Molecule: messenger RNA, 1756 nt
Organism: Helianthus annuus (common sunflower)
Lineage: Eukaryota; Viridiplantae; Streptophyta; Magnoliopsida; Asterales; Asteraceae
Product: F-box only protein 6
Exons: 2
Coding region: 213-1577 (454 amino acids)
Molecular function (GO): protein binding
Source: RefSeq, a predicted model, not a curated record
GAAAAACACAUAUAGAUACAACACAACAUAUACAUACAUACAUACAUACAUACAGAGCGAGAAAGUCAUCAUCUAGAGAGAGAAACAAAGGCGGUAAAGGUGGGGCACUAUAACAAUGAUGAUGAAGAACAGAUGCUUAUAAUUUAUGAUGAUGAUGAUGAAGAAGAAGAAAGAGUUGAUAUGUAAAUAUUACUAUUAUUAUUUGUAGAACAAUGUUGAGUCAUCUCAUUUCUCAAGUUCUAGACCUUUCCGGUACUCCUCCGCCGCCGUAUCUCCUCCGUUAUCAGCCUCCGCCGAUACUGCAACAACCGCCGGAGCUUCCAAGUCACAGCUCGUGUCUUCUAAACCUUGAAGACGAUCAAUCAGAAGAUGAUUGCUACAAUCUUGUAAUGAAAGCUGGAAAGUUUGAAAUGUUAGAGCCCGGGAUAGGCCCGCCUUCAAAACGGGCCCGGAAGGACAGCACCCAAGGAAAAAAAUUAUCUGAAACCUCUGUUCCGAACAAGACUAUGGAUUCAGAAAUAUGGAAAGAGUUCCCAGAAGACCUGUUCGAAAACGUAAUUGCCCGACUUCCGGUUGCAACCUUUUUCCGGUUCAGAUCCGUUUGCCAGAAAUGGAACUCGUUGUUGACUUCUAACAGCUUCUCGCUUCAAUGCGGUCAACUCACUCGAACCCAACCGUGGUUCUACACCCGAACCCAUGAAAAUGUCAACACGGGAGCCAUGUACGACCCGGUUUCAAGAAAAUGGCACCACCCUAAUGUACCUGUCGUACCGACAAAUAAGAUAGUGUUGCCCGUUGCUUCUGCAGGCGGGCUCGUUUGUUUUCUAGACAUUAGUCAUGGAAGCUUCUAUGUGUGUAACCCGUUGACCCGGUCUUUCCGUGAGUUACAGGCUAGAUCGGUCAAUGUCUGGUCAAGGGUCGUUGUCGGGAUGACUGCAAACGAGAAAGCGGGUGGGGCGUACCAGGUUAUGUGGGUCGGGUCGAAUGGCGAGUAUGAAAUUUAUGAUUCCAGAAAUGACACGUGGGCGUGCCCGGGUGCCAUGCCAACGUGCAUUAACGUGCCGUUGUCGUUAAACUAUAGGUCACAGCCCGUGACUAUAGCCGGGUGUAUGUAUUUUCUAAGGUCGGAUCCGGAUGGGAUAGUGUCGUAUGAUACAGAAACGGGGAUUUGGAAGCAGUUUACGGUCCCGGCCCCUGUCCACCUGAGGGAGCACACGCUGGCGGAGUGUGGCGGCAGGAUUAUGUUGGCGGGGUUGCUGACAAAGAAUGCCGCCACGUGUGUCUGCAUAUGGGAGCUUCAGAAGAUGACUCUCUUGUGGAAGGAGGUUGACAGAAUGCCAAAUAUAUGGUGCUUAGAGUUUUAUGGAAAGCCCAUUAGGAUGUCUUGUUUGGGUAACAAAACAUUGCUUAUGUUAUCACUUCGGUCCAAAAUGACGAACCGGUUAGUCGGUUACGAUAUGGCAAGAAAAGAAUGGUUCAAGGUUCCUAACUGUGUGUUUCCACACAGUCGAAAACGACAAUGGAUCGCUUGUGGGACCGCCUUUCAUCCUUGUCUGACCGCUAAGGCUAAGGCUUAGACUUUUGUUUCCCACGUAGUUUAGUAUAGUAGCGUUGUUGAAGACAGGUUUAAAGUUUAAAACCUUUUCUACAACAACCCAACCCGACCCAUUUGGGUAAUGUUAAUCCUGUUCAAUUUUUCUCAUUGUCUUUGUAAUAAGACCUGUACGUGUAUAACUAGUGUUGUUUUAUUCCUCUA